CAAGCCGAAUUGACUGUUUUGUUGAAAGAAUUAUUUAGAAACUAUGAAAUUCACGUUAUAACCAUCGUUCAUAAUCCAAGAGGAACGCAAUCUAAACCCUUUUCUUAUAUUCAUGACAAUAAUGUAAGUGAUAAUUUAAGAACUACAAAUAAUAACUGUUUUUACCCUAUCAUUGUCGAAAAUGAAAAAGUCGUUGGUUUUGGUGAGAUUUUGGAUGAAAAAGAGCAUCCGGAAAAAUCUAUCGUUGAAAAAGGUAAUAAACUUUAUGUAUGGCCUAUUGAUGAAAAAGGAAUUGAAAGAAGAUGGAGAUAUACCAGAAAAAGCGUUGAAAACGAGAAAGGCCGCAGAUACGACGCUGGUUCGGGUGGAACUACAAUCCUUAAAAAUUUAGUUCCUAACAAUAAUUUCAACUUUUUUGGUGGCAGUGGCACCACGGCUCAUGCGGUAUUAGAACUGAAUAAGCAAGACGGAGGGAACCGAAAAUUUAUUAUUUGCGAGCAAAUGGAUUAUAUUGAAACUGUAACCCGGGAAAGAAUUAGAAGAGUUUGUGAGAUUGAUAAUAAAGGUUCUUUUGUUUAUUGUGAAUUAGCCAAAUUUAACCAAGGAUUUAUCGACCAAAUUCAAAAGGCUAAAAAUACUGCUGAACUCUGA
Ambispora leptoticha is the source of this 651-nucleotide messenger RNA. The record is from the annotation of a GenBank genome assembly. NCBI's taxonomy places the organism in Eukaryota, Fungi, Glomeromycota, Glomeromycetes, Archaeosporales, Ambisporaceae.